This is a messenger RNA of Anoplopoma fimbria (sablefish), 1269 nucleotides long. RefSeq names its product COUP transcription factor 2-like. The record is from RefSeq and is a predicted model, not a curated record. The transcript has 4 exons. Gene Ontology annotation, biological process: cell differentiation; negative regulation of transcription by RNA polymerase II; anatomical structure development. Gene Ontology annotation, molecular function: nuclear receptor activity; RNA polymerase II cis-regulatory region sequence-specific DNA binding; retinoic acid binding. Bases 1 to 1269 code for a protein of 422 amino acids. Lineage: Eukaryota; Metazoa; Chordata; Actinopteri; Perciformes; Anoplopomatidae.
AUGGCUAUGGUGGCGUGGAGAAACACCGACGGGGUAGGGGACCCUCAGGGGACCCUCUCCUCCCCGGUGUCCCAGGUCGCAUCCCUGACAGGACACAUGAGCCAGGAGAUACCCCCCCCGGCAGCAGCAGCACCACCACCACCCAACCAGUCCACCACCACCACCACCACCACUAACAACAACACCUCCUCUUCCUCCUCCUCUUCCUCGUCCAUGGACAAGCAGCAGAGCCAGCACAUUGAGUGCAUCGUGUGUGGGGACAAGUCCAGUGGGAAGCACUACGGACAGUUCACCUGUGAGGGAUGUAAGAGCUUCUUCAAACGCAGCGUCCGGAGGAACCUGUCCUACACCUGCAGGGCCAACAGGAACUGUCCCGUGGACCAGCACCACCGCAACCAGUGUCAGUACUGCCGCCUCAAGAAAUGCCUGAAAGUGGGCAUGAGGAGGGAAGUGUUCAGCUUCACAGCAUCUGUCCAGAGGGGCAGACUUCCCACCCAGUCUUAUCACGGCCAGUUUGCUCUGACCAACGGAGACCCCCUGCAGUGCCACUCCUACCUCUCGGGCUACAUCUCUCUGCUGCUGCGAGCCGAGCCCUACCCGACCUCCAGGUUCGGCUCCCAGUGCCUGCAGAGCAACAACAUCAUGGGCAUCGAGAACAUCUGCGAGCUGGCAGCCCGGAUGCUCUUCAGCGCCGUGGAGUGGGCUCGUAACAUCCCCUUCUUCCCGGACCUGCAGGUGACGGACCAGGUGGCUCUGCUCCGGCUCACCUGGAGCGAGCUGUUCGUCCUGAACGCCGCACAGUGCUCCAUGCCCGUCCACGUCGCACCUCUGCUGGCCGCCGCGGGCCUCCACGCCUCCCCCAUGUCAGCCGACCGGGUGGUGGCCUUCAUGGACCACAUCCGGGUCUUCCAGGAGCAGGUGGAGAAGCUCAAGGUGCUGCAUGUGGAUUCGGCAGAGUACAGCUGCAUCAAGGCCAUCGUGCUGUUCACCACAGAUGCUUGUGGUCUGUCGGACGUGGCGCAUGUGGACGGUCUGCAGGAGAAAUCCCAGUGUGCUUUAGAGGAGUAUGUGAGGAGCCAGUAUCCCAACCAGCCUAACCGGUUCGGGAAGCUGCUGCUCCGCUUGCCAUCCCUCCGCACCGUCUCUUCCUCUGUCAUAGAGCAGCUUUUCUUCGUCCGUCUUGUGGGGAAAACACCAAUAGAAACUCUGAUAAGGGACAUGCUACUGUCCGGAAGCAGCUUCAACUGGCCGUACAUGCCUAUUCAAUAG